Molecule: messenger RNA, 3324 nt
Organism: Ziziphus jujuba (common jujube)
Lineage: Eukaryota; Viridiplantae; Streptophyta; Magnoliopsida; Rosales; Rhamnaceae
Product: MDIS1-interacting receptor like kinase 2-like
Exons: 4
Coding region: 1-3324 (1107 amino acids)
Biological process (GO): protein phosphorylation
Molecular function (GO): protein binding; ATP binding; protein kinase activity
Source: RefSeq, a predicted model, not a curated record
AUGGUAAUGGAGUCACAAACAGCAGCCCUAUUGAUCUUCUAUGUAGAUUUGUUCCUAGAGAUUAUAAUUGAUCUUCUAUGUAGCCCUGUUGAUCUUCUACUGCUUGCAGGUGGGCUGACAGCAGGAAUGUUAUCGCCUUGGUGGAGUAAAAUAACUGUUAGUGUCGAUGAAGCCAACUUGGAUUCGACUUCGUUUGACCUACGAGUGAAUAAAGAGAGUUUGUCGUUAUUUGGACCUUAUUGCUGCUGGGACAUUGGCAACCUGGCUACUGGAUCGUCGCCUUUCCCCUUCAGGGUAGCGUGUACUGCCGCAAAUCUUUCUUGUACUUCUUCUAGAACAACCCGAGGAAAAGGAGGAGAAGCUGAGGCCCUUGUCAAAUGGAAAAACAGCCUGGGUAAUCAAACUAAUUCUCUUUUUCUUGCCUCUUGGAAAAUGUUGCUUCCUCAAAGCUCUACCUCGACACGGUCUGCCAAUAAUUCUUCUUGCAAUCUUAAAAGAAGAAGCACAAGUCCCUGCCAUUGGGCCGGAGUUAAAUGUUACGAGUCAGGAAGUGUGGCCAAUAUAAAUCUUGCUAAUCAUAAUCUAAGAGGUACGCUCCAAAACUUUGACUUCUCAUCUUUUCCCAACAUAGAAUCCUUGGUGCUUUCUAACAAUUCGCUUUAUGGAACCAUCCCUCCCACCAUCAGUAACCUUUCUAAACUCAUUUACCUUGAUUUGAGUAGCAAUCAUUUCUAUGGAAAUAUUCCAUAUGAAAUUUGCCUGUUGACAAGCUUACGUGUAUUUUAUGUGGAUUUGAAUUAUUUCAAUGGCUCUAUACCACAUGAAAUAGGCAAGCUGGUGUACGUCGAAGAGUUUUUCGUCAAACGAAACAAUCUUUUGGGUUCAAUUCCAAGAUCCAUUGGAAACAUGAGCAAAUUAACUGCUCUAGUUCUAAGUGAAAAUAAAUUUUCUGGAUCCAUCCCUAGUGAAGUAGGGCAGCUUAAAUCACUCAACAGGCUUUACUUGGAUGAAAACCAGCUGUCCGGCUCAAUUCCUACGUCUAUUGGAAACUUGAGCAACUUAACUAUUUUAAACCUCGGUGAAAACAAAUUAUCGGGAUUCAUCCCUCGCGAAAUAGGACAACUCAAAUCCAUUACAACCUUUUGUUUGUAUGAAAACUAUCUCACAGGCUCAAUUCCUGAGUCGAUUGGAAACCUCAUAUUCCUCAUCGACUUAAAUUUGUCCUACAACAACAUCACAGGUUCCAUUCCACUUGGAAUGAACAAUUUCACGGAAUUGGAAUCGUUGCAAGUUGAUGAAAACUUUUUGUCUGGUAAUCUUCCAGAAAAUAUUUGUCUUGGUCAGAAGUUAACAUGGUUUACGGCAUCUAAUAACUACUUUACAGGUCCCAUCCCAAAAAGUGUGAGAAAUUGUACUACUUUAGUCACACUUUCUCUUGAAAAAAAUCAAUUAACAGGAAAUAUAUCAGAUGGGAUUGGAAUACACCGAAACUUAGACUAUAUGGACCUAAGCAACAACAAGUUCUUUGGUAAACUUACUAGAAACUGUGGAGAAUUGAGAAAACUUACUAAGUUGAACAUCUCCAACAAUAAAAUUUCUGGUAAGCUGCUUCCUGAACUUGGGAAAGCCACUCAAUUGCAUAUACUCGACCUCUCCAGCAAUCUUCUGUUUGGGAAUAUUCCCAAGGAAUUGGGAGGAAUAAGAACUUUAUUCAUCCUUAAACUCAACAAUAACAUGUUAUCUGGCAAAGUCCCGGCGGAAAUUGGAAUGUUAUCUAACCUUGAACAGCUUGACCUUGCAGCAAAUAAACUAAAUGGACCAAUUCCCAUAGAUUUUGGACAGUUUUCGAAACUAUUGCAAUUGAACUUGAGAGAUAACAAUCUCAAUGGGACUAUUCCUUUUCAUAUUGGGAAUUUGCAUACCCUAGAAAAUCUUGAUCUGAGUCAGAAUAUACUCACUGGAGAGCUGCCUGUGGAGCUUGGAAAUUUGCGCAUGUUAGAAACAUUCAACCUCUCUCAUAACAAGCUUUCUGGCUUAAUACCACUCACAUUCAAAGACAUGAUAAGCUUGAUAUUGGUUGACGUAUCUUACAAUUUGUUAGAAGGUCCUCUCCCUUAUGUCAAAGCCUUCACUGAGGCCCCAAAAGCAGCAUUGGAAAAUAAUAAAGGCUUGUGCGGCAACAACACCAGUUUGAAACCUUGCUCACUGCCUAGGAAAGAUAGCAAGAAAGUCAUAGUGUUGAUCAUAAUUCCGAUUUUUGGUACUCUAAGUCUAUUGUUUUUCAUUGGAGUACUUUUCAUUCGCCAAAAAAGGCAAAGGAACGUGGAUGAGCCCCAACAAACACAAACUAGAGUUUUCUUCGCAGCAUUGAGCCAUGAUGGGAGAAUGGUUCAUCAAGAAAUAGUUGAAGCCACAGAAAACUUUGACUCCAAAUACUGCAUUGGUGUUGGAGGAUAUGGAAGUGUUUAUAAAACAUUAUUGUCAACAGGUCAAUUAGUUGCAGUGAAAAAAUUCCAUGAGAAUGAUGGAGUAAUGGCAAGUGAAGAAGCUUUCACAAGCGAGAUUUCUGUGUUGACAACGGUAUGCCAUCGAAAUAUCAUUAAGCUUUAUGGAUUUUGUUCACAUACAAGACACUCAUUUUUGGUGUAUGAGUUCAUGGAAAGAGGAAGCUUAGUAAAGAUAUUGAGUGAUGAUGUUGAGGCAAAAGAGUUGGAGUGGAGUAAGAGAGUAAAUGUUGUCAAAGGUUUAGCCAAGGCGAUAUGCUAUUUGCACCAUGAAUGUUUUCCUGCAAUAGUGCACAGAGACAUAUCAAGCAAGAAUGUUUUGUUGGAUGCAGAAUAUGAAGCUCAUAUUUCUGACUUUGGUUCAGCUAGAGCUUUUGAUCCUGACUCAUCAAAUUGGCAUCCAUUUGCAGGAACCGUUGGAUACUCAGCUCCAGAGCUUGCUUACACGGCGAAAAUAAAUGAAAAGAGCGAUGUGUACAGCUUUGGAGUUAUAGCAUUGGAAGUGAUAAUGGGAAAACAUCCAGGAGAUCUGGUCUUGUCUUUGUCCACAUCACCAUUAACAGAAGUUCAUCAGAUUCUACUCAAGGAUGUACUGGAUCAACGUCUCUCACCUCCAAGAAGGCAACUAGCAGGCCAAGUGGCCAACACUGUAGAGCAAGCAUUUGGGUGUCUAAAUCCAAUCCCACAAUCUCGGCCCACUAUGAAGCAAGUGUCUGAGAAGCUAUCAACUUCAUCGGCACUAUCAUUAUCAAAGCCUUUUGACAUGCUUACGCUUAAGCAGCUGAUUGAUCUCACAACCUGCGCAUCCUCAGCAGCUUAA